Molecule: messenger RNA, 360 nt
Organism: Ostertagia ostertagi
Lineage: Eukaryota; Metazoa; Nematoda; Chromadorea; Rhabditida; Trichostrongylidae
Source: the annotation of a GenBank genome assembly
AUGAAGCUGUCCAGAUUUCAACUAACAGUACUUAUCUUGUGCGGCCUACUGGUAACUAAUCUGCAAGGAUCUACUACAGGAGGUGCCACUGAAGGCGCUACUGAGCACGACUCGACUGAUGACGGUACCGACGAAACCGAUGGUGCUGGUGCAACCGGUGGUGCAGGUGCUACCGCUGCAGCAGCAACCGGCGGUGGUGACAAAGGAGCAGCUUCUGAGGCGUUGGCAGUCGAACAAACAACAAUUCCUAUUGCUGCUCAGAAUAAAUCAGAUGCAAAAGCUAAAACGAAGAAUGGUCGGUCAAUCGCUCUCUCAGUUGGUCUCGGCACCGGUAUGUUGGUGGGACUCCUAUUCAAUUAA